Glycine soja is the source of this 1719-nucleotide messenger RNA. Its product is annotated as polyadenylate-binding protein RBP45-like. Gene Ontology annotation, cellular component: cytosol. The transcript is spliced from 6 exons. The coding region runs from base 163 to 1371 and encodes 402 amino acids. Gene Ontology annotation, molecular function: mRNA binding. The record is from RefSeq and is a predicted model, not a curated record. NCBI's taxonomy places the organism in Eukaryota, Viridiplantae, Streptophyta, Magnoliopsida, Fabales, Fabaceae.
CAGAAAGAAGGACACGGUUCGAGGUUAGGGUUUGAGUCUCAACCACUCUUUCUUUAAAGCACAGUCUCACAUACCUCAUUGCCUUUGCUUUGUUCUCUCUCUCUCUCUCUCUCUCUUUUCUCUGUGUGUGUGCGUGGAUUGGUGAAUUUGAGAUUGAAGAAGAUGAUGCAGGCUGGACCCGGCGGCAUGGCCCAACAAGCGAACCAGCAAUACGCACAGCAACAGCAACAACAACAACAACAAGCCUACAUGAUGAUGCCGCCGCAGCCUCAGCCCCCUCAGAUGUGGGCCCCAUCGGCCCAGCCUCCGUCCCAAUCGGUAGCUCCUCCGCAACCCACCAGCGCCGAUGAGGUCCGUACCCUCUGGAUCGGCGAUUUGCAGUACUGGAUGGACGAAAAUUAUCUCUAUACCUGUUUCGCACACACCGGCGAGCUGGCUUCAGUUAAAGUCAUUAGGAACAAACAAACUAGUCAAUCGGAGGGAUAUGGGUUUAUUGAGUUUACUAGUCGAGCUGGUGCCGAGAGAGUCCUUCAAACAUACAAUGGCACCAUUAUGCCGAAUGGCGGGCAGAACUUCAGAUUGAACUGGGCAACUUUUAGUGCAGGUGAGAGGCGUCAUGAUGACAGCCCGGAUCACACCAUAUUUGUUGGAGACCUGGCUGCAGAUGUUACGGAUUAUCUUCUGCAAGAGACAUUUCGGGCACGAUAUCCUUCAGCUAAGGGGGCCAAAGUUGUAAUUGAUAGGUUAACUGGACGGACAAAGGGCUAUGGUUUUGUUAGGUUUGGAGAUGAGAGUGAACAGGUUAGGGCUAUGAGUGAAAUGCAAGGGGUUCUUUGUUCAACAAGGCCCAUGCGAAUUGGACCAGCCUCUAAUAAAAACCCUAGCACUCAGUCUCAGCCAAAAGCAUCAUAUCAGAAUCCUCAAGGGGCACAGAACGAGCAUGAUCCAAAUAAUACCACUAUUUUUGUUGGGAAUUUGGAUCCUAACGUCACGGAUGAUCAUCUGAGACAAGUUUUUGGGCAGUAUGGGGAGUUAGUUCAUGUGAAGAUUCCAGCUGGCAAGAGAUGUGGAUUUGUCCAAUUUGCGGACAGGAGCUGUGCAGAAGAGGCACUGCGGGUUUUGAAUGGCACACUUUUAGGCGGACAAAAUGUUCGGCUUUCAUGGGGCCGAAGUCCUUCAAACAAACAGGCUCAACCAGAUGCAAACCAGUGGAAUGGUAGUGGUGGUGGUGGAUACUAUGGAUAUGCGCAGGGGGGCUAUGAAAAUUACGGUUAUGCCCCUGCUGGACAGGAUCCCAAUAUGUAUGGCAGUUAUCCUGGCUAUGCAAAUUACCAACCACCCCAGCAACCGCAGCAAAUAGGAUAUAGCUAAGAAGUUGGGCCCCAAUUUUUCCGAUUUCUUCUGUAAUCCUAUGCUAUGCUAUGCUCGUUUUGGUUGCUUCUCUUUUAUUGUCUCGUGGAGAACAAACUUGCCUCAUCUUUUCUAGUUUCUUAUGAUUACUAAUAGCAUUUACAUUUUAUGCGAAUUUUAUUUGUUUGCUGAAUACUAUUUGGUGAACGUUAUCACAUUUGAUUGUUAUGUAUAAUUUGCAGUGCCCUCGACCUUGAGGGGGUGUCAUAGUGUUGUCUAGUGUAUAAUGCGUUAUGCAUGCAAUAUUGUGACGAGAUGCAGAGAGACUGUAAUCGAGCUUUUAAAUAAUGUAUAAACUAUUACAAGUCA